AUGACGCCCGCGAGCAUCGCGCUACAUGCCGACGAGCUCUUGAUAUCGAUGAUAUCUAACUACAGCAAAUACCCUGGCGGCUCUACAGUUUUCAUUGCCCAUGGGCUUGGAGGAAUCAUUGUCAAAAAGGCAAUUGAGCUAUGCUCGACCUAUGCAGAAUACUUCCCCAUUAAAGGGUCCAUUGUCGGCGUCGUCUUCCUCGACACGGUUCAGCAUGCAACAGACUCCGAGGGAGUCCUGGAAGCCGUAAAAACAACAGUCGCCGCGACUCUGCUCAAGCACUCCACAAUACCGUCUGUUGACGAUGUCAGACAAUUUGCAGAAGCUGUUCGAGAAGUCAACAAGACCUUUCUCACACAGGCGCCAUUAGACUUAACAAUCCUCAACUUUGUUGCCACGCGCCGAGUUGAAAUCACGUCCGAGGACGGUACACCCUACAAGACCCUGUCCCACGACUUCUUCAAGAGCUGGGUCAAGUCCAACAAGACCACAGGUCUCUUUGUCCAGGGCGCCACGGGAUGCGGUAAAACUCACUUGGCCAAGUCCAUUGCCAACUACUUAUCCUGGGACCGCCCUCGAUCUCCCCCAGAUAACAACAUAGUGCUCUCCUUUUUUUGUAAUGUCAGCACGGUUGAGGACAAGAAGCCACCAAUCGCCCAGUACUUCGUCCGAUCGCUUCUUCAGCUGAGGCCAGUCUGGUCCGAGUCCAUAGCGCCUUACUAUCGAUGGCAGGAGCUAAAAAGCCAGUUCGAGCUGCCGGCGCUGUUUGACAUACUACGUGACAUCAUGAGUCAGAUGCAAUAUAGUACGGGCCCGCCAAAGACGACGGCUGUUUUCCUCAUCGUGGAUGGCCUGGAUGACUGUGAUGUUACCUACGCCCGGGAGUUCCUCUGCCUUGUGGGAAGUCUCCUCGACCACCCGGUGGCUUGCUCAUCCCCAGCUUCUGGCCCGUCCCUUCCAGGACAAGGCUUUCCGCGCGAAACUGUCAGAUUCAAGUUCUUGUUCACGUAUAGCGCUUGCGAGAUCCUGAAUCUGAACUCCUGCGUACCUAAUUCCGCUAGGAUUCUGAUGACUGACUCAGCAAUUCGGAAAGAUAUCGGCACGUACGUGGACAGGGAGUUGGACAUUCUGUCUACACUUCGGGAUCUCAAUGGGCCGCCAGAAGGAAUUCGAUCUUGGGUCAAGAAUAAGUCGGAGUCGUUCUUUUGGUUCGCAAAGUACUCCAUCGAAGACGCAAUGAGUACCAUCGAAGAUGGCGAGGGGUAUUCCUUCAGUGGGAGGGUACUUCCAUGCCCUUCUAGCCUUGGGAAAUACUACGACAGAGAUCUCCUACCAUUGUUCCAGACAAUCGACGAAGAUGGGAAAUAUGCUCUGUCAGCUGUGCAAACUGUGCUCGGCUAUCUUGGCAUCCCUAGCAGAGCCGAAAUAUGCGAUGCAAUCGCCUGUCUUCACGGAGACCCCAACUUGAGAUUCCUCGACCUGCCCAACGUUCUGAGACAACGGUGCCCCAGGCUCGUUCAUUCCUUGGAUGAAGGGGAUUUUAAGAUCAGCCAUCCUUCUCUGAUCUACCACGUCAGACGUUACUACCUCAGCGAGAAAGAGCAGCACGCAAACAUGGCAUUCUUGUGCAUAAAGUACCUCAACGGAUCUGAUUUUGGACGCUUGAAAUCGACAGCCUCAUCAGAAGGACAACCCGAAAUGGUCGAAUACUUCCUGAAGCGGACCAAAAACGUCAACGAGCGAGGCUCGGUGAGCGGUGGGACCGCUUUGAUGAUCUUGUGCACGCAACUGAGAACGCGCGAUGUAGACCUGAUGGCACAAUUGGUCACAUCGCUCCUUGAUGCCGGGGCUGAUCCAAACAUCUCGGACAAAUGGGGCGAAACGCCCUUACUCGAGCCAUGCAGUAGAGGGGAUACUGCCAUGGUCGAGCUGCUCCUCCGAGCGGGAGCCAGGCCUGACAUGUUGAGCAUACACAGGCCAACCAUGCAUCCCCUCCGCGAAGCAAUCAUGCAAUAUCACAACGAGGUCGCUAGGCUCUUGAUCGACUAUGGAGUCGAUCUGAGCUUGCAUUUCCCGUGGCCGAACCUCCAAUUACCCUUAACAGUUGCCAUCACCGAAGAGAACUUUGACAUCUUUAUGCUCCUCUUGGACAGAGUUGAAGACAUCAACCAGCUAGAUGGUAUGGGGUAUGCUGCGAUUCAUCUGUUGACAGGCCCACUGUACAUCGAUUGGCUACCUCAUCUUCUGAGACGACCUGAUGUCGACCUAGAGCUUCUCUCCAACGGUAUUUCAGGCGAUCGAAAGAAGUUUAUCCGUCGAACUGGGCUAAGCUUUGCCAUCGUUGACGACAACUUCAAGGCGGUAGAGCUACUGUUGGAAGCUGGCGCAAGUCCAUAUCGUCACCCGGCAUCGCCUGAUGAGACACCCCUUUUGAUAGCGGUUGAAAUGGCGAGGACGACGAAAAACAAAGAAAGUCUGGAAGAAAGCGAGCUUGAUAUCAGCACGGGCAACACCGACAUAGUUGAGCUGCUCCUCGCCUACCAGUCGCCCAUCAAUACGUUGAACCGGAAGUCGAAAAAGUACGCCAAGUCCCCGUUAAUGGUGGCCGUGGACUACAAGGACCAAAACAUGGUAGAACUCCUCCUGCGACACGGAGCGGACCCGACCCUCGAGGAAGCCUACGGACUUCCGGGCCCUCUCGACGCCGCCAUGCUUGACGACGAAGAUAUCGCUGUGGGUAUGAUCAAAGUCUUGCUCGAGAACUGUUUGCCGCCAAGUAUCAAUUACGUCCCAGACAACCCAGACUUUCAGCAUAUUCUCGUCGAGGCGAGCGAUAUGAAGCCCGAGGUUACGCGGUUGCUUCUGGCCCAUGGUGCUGACACAAAACGUUUCUUGUCCUACAUCCCCGGGUGCUUCACCACUCCCCUUCAUCGCGCCGUGGAAGAGAACAAUAUUGAUACUGUUAAAGUCCUUAUCGAACACGAGCCAGCCCUGGUAACCUACCAGUGCGAAGAAGGACUAGUCUACGAGACGCCUCUCCACAUCGCUGCCAGAGAUGGACACAUUGAUAUUCUGCGAUGUCUCCUCGACGCGGGUGCCCAACCUGGCCGCGCCUCAUGCCAUUGGCACGAAACGCCGCUUUGGUUAGCCUGCGAAUCAGGCAGGCUAGAAAUCGCGCAAUUACUCUACGAAAUGUCGCCAGAGGCGCUGGAAAUCCCCUCCUACGACGGAAAAACUCCCCUGAUGGUAGCCUGUGAAGACGGAAAUCUACAACUAGUCCAAUUCCUCCUAGCAAAAGGCGCCAGCGUCACAGCACAAUGCUCAAUGGGAGCAUCAUGUGUCUGUAGCGCAGUUUCCGAGGACAACGGUGCGGCCUACAAGAUCAUCGAUGUGCUGCUUCAGCACGGCCUCGGCCUUGAUGAUGUCGUCAGUACAACCGGCUUCACAGUGCUCGGAGAGGCCUGUAGGAGCGGAGACAUCCCAACCGUCCGGUUCUUGCUCGACAAGGGCGCGGAUCCCGCAAAGGGGCAGAAGUGGCCGGGAGACACUUCCAUUACAUGGAGGUCCGCGCUGCGGAUUGCCUCCCUGUACGAAUGUGUCAAGGUGAUUGAGGUGCUCCUCGAAUAUCCCCAAUUGGCGUCCUUUAUCGAGAACGUUGACUAUUACGGAGACAAUGUGCUGCACAUUGACGGGUCAUAUCAUCAUCAGCAAGCUUCUGAGAUGGCUACGUUAGUGUAUUCCGCGUGCGAGAAGUUGAGAGCCAAGACUGGAGUCGACCAUUUCCAACGGAUGCUUGAUGUGAAGAACAGCGAUAUGCAUACGCCUUUGGAUAUGGCCAUCGAUAUGCCGCACAAGGGCUUGAGCAACGAGGCGACAACAAACAUUGACGUUUACUUAAGGCGCUAUAUUGCGGAACUGACAGCCGCCGAAACUCGGACAUUUGCCCAGCACAAGCAUCUCAUGCGAGACGUCGCUGUCAUUCUCCUGGAGAGACGGAAAUAUGACGAGGAGGCUAUUCGUUUGUUCCAGGCUUUGAUAGUCGAUGUAUGGGUCACAAGAGACGACGGGCAGUGUCUCGAGACUGUGUUCUGCAUGGCCAACUGCGAUCUCUGCGACGAAGACGAGCAGGAGCAGGUUUCAUUCUGCCGGCUUUGCGGUCUCAGAGUUGGCAUGAAAUGCGUUGAGGAGGCGAGGCUGCAGCACGAAAUGAUUGAUGUCCCUGUUGUCAAAGACCGCAGCAUCAUCGACCUCAACUCCGAACCUGUCAAUGAGAUCAUGGACCUUUUGAAGAACGAUUUCAUCGUCACAGAGAAUCCUCGCGCAGUAGAGGACACUCUGCCAGCAUACGUCCAGGUGGACCCAGAGUCAGAGGACACAACCCUUUCACUCGCUGUACUCCAUGCGUUCGGGUAUCUAGAGUUCCAACGCCGAGCGUGGAGUCCUUAUCUGCCGCUCGCCCCUGCGGUCUACAAGCGGAUACAGCCUUGGGAGCCGAUGUUCACAGGACCGAGGCGAGAUUUCGAAGGAUGGGUCUGGGAUAUUGAGACGUCGCCUUACAGGUUACGGGACGAGUUGAAUUACUUUCUUGAGUCGGGCAGAAGAUUGGCAUAUAAAGACGAGCAAGCGACGAGGCUGGAGCAGAUUCUGAGUGAUGUUGGGUGGCUAUAUCCGCAACGGGAGGUAUACAAUGACGACGAUUCAGGCGUUGUGAUUGAUGAGUACUCCUGCAGCGCUGAGGAAAUGUUGGGAGGAAGAAGAAGGGGAUGA
Colletotrichum fioriniae is the source of this 4767-nucleotide messenger RNA. The record is from RefSeq and is a predicted model, not a curated record. Lineage: Eukaryota; Fungi; Ascomycota; Sordariomycetes; Glomerellales; Glomerellaceae.